This is a messenger RNA of Sphaeroforma arctica JP610, 200 nucleotides long. RefSeq lists its product as hypothetical. Lineage: Eukaryota; Ichthyosporea; Ichthyophonida. The record is from RefSeq and is a predicted model, not a curated record. The annotation marks the transcript as partial. The transcript has a single exon.
GUUGGGAGCAGCAUGCACAGGGCAAGAAGAUCUACGAGGAUAUCAAGAACUUCCGCGACAAGAUCAAGACCAAGGAGCACAUCUUUGAGCCGUGGCUGGAGCAGUCGCUGCAGCUGUCCUUCAACGUCAAGGACCGCAUCUUCUCCGUCACCGAUGUCCCUGGUAUGCGCACUGUAUGGUCGACAAACCCUAAACUCUAA